AUGGUCAUGGCCAUGCCCCGCCGCCCGUGGCCUGCUCACCCCGCCGUGGUCGUGGCCCACGCCCACGCCGUGCCCGUGGCCGUGACCGCACCCCGCCCCGCCGUGCCCGCGCCCCCCCCCGCCGUGCCCGCACCCGCCCGGCCGUGCCCGCGCCCCGCCAUGCCCGCACCCGCCCGGCCGUGCUCGCGCCCCGCCGUGCCCGCCCCGCUGUGCCCGCGCCCGCGCCCUGCUCCGCCCCGUCGUGGCCGCGCCCCCGGCCCGCCCCGCCCCGCCACCGCCGUGGUCGUGGCCGCGCCCCGCCGUGCCGCGGUCCGCCCCGCCCCGCCGCCGUCGUGGCCGCGCCCGCACCUGGGCUCGUCCCGCCCCGCCGCCGCCUUGGUCAUGGCUGCGCCCGCGCCCCGCCGCCCGUGGCCGUGGCCGCGGUCCGCCCCGCCCGUGGCCGGUUGGCGGGCUGGCGCGCGCAUGCGAGGAGGCCGGCAGUGGGCGCACCGAGGAGGACGACGGCGGGCGCACGCGAGGAGGCCAACGGCGGCUGCGGGCGCACGGGGCACUUUUCACGUGCGUGAGAAGUUCAGCGCGCUGGAGUUCACGCGCUAA
Messenger RNA from Aegilops tauschii subsp. strangulata, 597 nucleotides. Lineage: Eukaryota; Viridiplantae; Streptophyta; Magnoliopsida; Poales; Poaceae. The record is from RefSeq and is a predicted model, not a curated record.